Didymodactylos carnosus is the source of this 936-nucleotide messenger RNA. The record is from the annotation of a GenBank genome assembly. Lineage: Eukaryota; Metazoa; Rotifera; Eurotatoria; Philodinida; Philodinidae.
AUGAAUGCCGCUCUUGGAGAGGUCCUUAUGCCUGUCGUAGGACUUGGCACAGGAGGAUACGGCAAUCCCAAUGAAACGGACGGUGAAUAUUGGGGACCUGAACAAGGCCAUAAUUCUACAGUUGCAUGGUUGAAACUGGGCGGUCGACGCAUUGAUACCGCCUAUGGCUACGGUUCACGCGACGGAGUCGGUACAGGAUGGGUCGCUAGUGAUGUACCUCGCUCCGAAAUAUUUAUCACAUCCAAAGUGGAUCCGUCUGGUUGCACCGAAGCCCUCGAAGAGUUUGCUAUUACUCUAAAAUCUCUGAAGACCGAUUAUAUCGAUCUUCUUCUCAUCCACUGGCCGGGCGCUCAACCAGGCACGUCCGGUGAGCCAAUUCCUUCUUGUAAGCAAGGGAAAUCAACUUGGACUGACUGUCGCCUUCAAACAUGGCAAGCAUUACAAAAAUUAUUUGAUCAGCAACGUGUUCGUGCGAUAGGUGUAAGCAAUUUUGAAGUAAAUCAUUUAUUAGAAAUCAUUAAUUUAAACUCUUCUAUUCCCAGUGUCAAUCAAGUUGAAUUUCAUCCUUAUUGGCAUGAAGACGAACUUCUUGAUUUCUGCAAGAAACACAACAUUACCUUCAACAGCUACUCUCCAGGCGCUGCACCUGAUCACGCAGUGUGGCUUGGUCCCUCUUGGAAUCCUAUUCCGGACCUGCGCAAGCAUCCCACUAUUAUUCAGAUAGCGCAGAAGCACAGUAAGACGCCUGCACAAGUAAUAUAUCGAUGGCAUUGGCAGCAAGGCAUCGUCAUCAAUCCUCGCACUCGCAAUUCGACACACAUGAUGGAGAAUCUAUCCAUAUUCGAUUUUGAGCUCGAUAUACAGGAUAUGAUGACUUUGGCCUAUUUAAAUCAUCCAAUCACUAAACUGGGCAAUGAUCCAAGACUAAUUUUGUAA